GGAACAGGAAUACAUACGGAAACACAUCAAACUAGAAUAAUUGCAGCCACAACAGCAGCAACAAUGGCAUUGGAAACAACAGCUAAUAUAUCAACAACACAAACAAUCAACAAUCUUUUAACAAAUGCAAUCGGUUUUAUACAAUUGAAUUCCAGUAAUAUGGAAGCUCUCGGCAAUGGGAUGACUACACAAAUAUCAACAACGCAACCACCAUCUGUAGACUCGUAUUUGAUUGGCAUGGCCUGGCCAAAGGUUUUCUGUGUAUCGCUAUUUCUGUUGUUGAUAUUGUUGACUGUGGUUGGCAAUACUCUUGUGAUAUUGGCCGUUCUGACAACUCGUCGCUUACGUACGGUUACCAAUUGUUUUGUGAUGAAUCUAGCGAUUACAGAUUGGCUUGUGGGCACGUGCGUUAUGCCACCCGCUGUUAUACUCUAUGUUGUUGGUACAUGGCGAUACGGUUGGAUUUUGUGUGAUAUUUGGAUUUCGCUGGAUAUUCUGCUGUGCACUAGCUCCAUUCUAAGCUUGUGUGCCAUUAGUCUGGACAGAUAUCUAGCAGUUACGCAGCCAUUAACAUAUUCCAAAAAACGUCGCUCCAAACGGUUAGCAUUGAUGAUGAUAUUUAUUGUGUGGGUAACGGCACUAUCAAUCACUUGUCCUCCAUAUUUGGGAUGGUAUGAACCAGGACGACGUCAAGGAGGUGUUGUAGUUUGUCGCUACAAUCAAAACAAAGGAUAUGUGAUCUUUUCCGCAAUGGGUUCAUUUUUCAUUCCACUGGCAGUGAUGCUGUAUGUGUACUUGAAAAUUGGUUAUGUGCUGACAUCACGACGACAGCGCAUUGUACGGGAUGCAAACUCUGAACGAACAGCAGAUCAUGAAAUUGAUUUCGAUAAUUUCUUAUCAGAAUCCGAACAUUUCCAAUGUGCCACACCGAAAUUUCCUUCAUUCAAAAUGCGUUGGACCAGUGGAAGUAAGAAUAACAGUCUCAAAUGUAGCAAAUGCAAUAAGAAUUACAUUACUGAGACUGCUAUGCCUCAUCAAGCUUCAUUUUAUGAAUUAGUUGAGGUCUCUCGUCUCUCAUCGCUUAUACAUUGUUCUGCAGUUAGUUGCAAAUAUGGCGGACCUUGCAUACACACGACACCAGUAGGCGUUGCAGUAAGCGAAAAACGUGCUGCAUCCUUGCCAAUGCAAAAAUUUCAAUAUCUUGAAAAUACUGCUUCAUAUUCUGAGACAUGUCUUACAUCAUUACCAAUGGCACAAGUUGCUAAAAUUAAUCAAGUACGAGGGCAGCAAAACUCACAACAGCAACAUGGGCACAUGCACACCCACCAGCACAACACAUCCCAUCAUCGCAUACCAAUGCGCGUUUCCACUACAAAACGUGACACAAAAACUGCCAAAACAUUGACAAUGGUUAUGGGCGGCUUCAUCGCAUGCUGGUUACCAUUUUUUGUCUAUUAUUUACUCAUACCAUUCCUGCCGCCAGCUGCUGUACUGCAGGGCAUAACGACAUUUCUAACUUGGGUGGGUUGGGUUAAUAGCGCUAUCAAUCCAUUUAUCUAUGCAUUCUACAAUCCGGACUUUCGUACCGCAUUUUGGCGUUUGACAUGUCGACGUAUCUGCAAGAAACCACCGCCAAACCAUAUGGCCAUGUUCCGAGGUUGAAAUGCUCUUAGCUGUCAAGAGUAACUCAACAACUCAAAAUCAGUUCCGAUAUGAGUUUAAAGUUAAAAAUGUGUAAUCUGUAGGUCAAAAAUAUUUUAGUAAAUUAUCCUAAACAGACAAACGAAAAGACAUAUAUGUGAAUAAAAUUUUAAAUUCAAUUUUAAAUUGAUUUUCUCCAAGGCAAUGUCCAAUAUUUUGUGCUCCUGACAUCACAGCCAAAACUUAAAACUUCAAUUUAAAAAUUCGAUUUAAAAUGUUAAUAUUGACAUUUCAGGCAUAAGUAAAAAUUAAAUCAAUUUCAAUCGGUUGACAGCCAAUUUCGGCUUCCGCAGACGUGUUUGUGGCCCUGGGUCAACUGUGCACUUGCAGGAAAUUUGCAUAUUUUUAAUAUUUAAAGUUUAAAAUAUUAGUUGAAAUAUUCUUAAAAAAA
Teleopsis dalmanni is the source of this 2092-nucleotide messenger RNA. It is a transcript of the gene TyrRII, whose product is annotated as probable G-protein coupled receptor No18. Lineage: Eukaryota; Metazoa; Arthropoda; Insecta; Diptera; Diopsidae. Bases 64 to 1662 code for a protein of 532 amino acids. Gene Ontology annotation, cellular component: membrane. The record is from RefSeq and is a predicted model, not a curated record. Gene Ontology annotation, biological process: adenylate cyclase-activating adrenergic receptor signaling pathway. Gene Ontology annotation, molecular function: G protein-coupled receptor activity. The transcript has 5 exons.